This is a messenger RNA of Eublepharis macularius, 2052 nucleotides long. RefSeq names its product glycine C-acetyltransferase (gene GCAT). Gene Ontology annotation, molecular function: pyridoxal phosphate binding; glycine C-acetyltransferase activity. The record is from RefSeq and is a predicted model, not a curated record. The transcript has 9 exons. Gene Ontology annotation, biological process: L-threonine catabolic process; biosynthetic process. Lineage: Eukaryota; Metazoa; Chordata; Lepidosauria; Squamata; Eublepharidae. The coding region runs from base 66 to 1349 and encodes 427 amino acids.
CCUGCGCGCGCCCUCGCUUCCCUUUCCCCCUCUUGCUUGAGCGGCGAUUCUUUCUUGGCAGAGGGAUGUGGUGCAGGUGGCUUCUGCGACCCCCGCUUUCUCCGGGGCCCCGCAGCCCUUUCAGGGCGCAGUCGGCUUUGGCCCAGCUCAAGCACGUGUUGGAGGGAGAGCUGGAAGGCAUCCGAGGGGCCGGGACGUGGAAGAGCGAGCGGGUGAUCACGUCGAAGCAAGGGCCGCAUAUCCACGUAGAAGGCAGCCGAGGAGAUAUCCUGAAUUUCUGUGCCAAUAAUUACCUUGGACUCUCCAGUCACCCUGAGGUGAUUCGUGCUGGUCUGGAUGCCCUGGAGAAAUAUGGAGCUGGACUUAGUUCUGUCCGUUUCAUCUGUGGAACACAAAAUAUACAUAAGGACCUGGAGGAGAAGAUUGCUCGUUUCCAUCAAAGAGAAGAGGCCAUCCUCUAUGCCAGCUGCUUUGAUGCCAAUGCUGGAAUCUUUGAAGCCCUGCUGACCCCAGAGGAUGCAGUGCUUUCUGAUGAACUGAAUCAUGCUUCCAUCAUUGAUGGGAUCCGACUGUGUAAGGCCAAUAAAUAUCGUUACAAGCACAUGGACAUGCAAGAUUUGGAAAGCAAGCUGCAGGAUGCACAACGUGCACGGUCAUCUUCCCAGAAAUACCGUCUGCGGUUGGUGGCCACUGAUGGUGCUUUCUCCAUGGAUGGUGACAUCGCCCCCUUGAAGGAAAUCUGUAACCUGUCCCAGAAGUACAAAGCUAUUGUUUUCAUUGAUGAAUGUCAUGCCACAGGAUUCCUUGGGCCUAAUGGACGAGGCACCGAUGAGCUCUUGGGUGUGAUGGACCAAGUCGCUGUAAUCAACUCAACUCUGGGGAAGGCACUUGGGGGAGCAGCAGGUGGCUACACAACUGGCCCCAAAGCACUAAUUGACCUUCUGCGCCAGCGUUCUCGUCCUUACCUCUUCUCCAAUAGCUUGCCUCCUGCUGUUGUGGGCUGUGCUUCCAGAGCACUGGAUCUGCUCAUGGAGAGCAAUGCCAUUGCACAGUCAAUGGCUGCCAAGACUACACGGUUCCGAAGCAAGAUGGCAGCAGCUGGGUUCACCAUUUCAGGAAAUAAUCACCCAAUUUGUCCUGUGAUGUUGGGAGAUGCCCGGCUAGCCUCACUGAUGGCUGAUGACAUGCUGAAGAAAGGCAUCUAUGUCAUCGGCUUUAGCUACCCUGUGGUGCCUAAGGGGAAGGCGCGCAUCCGUGUACAGAUCUCAGCUGUUCAUAGUGAAGAAGAUAUCGAUCGAUGUGUGGAGACCUUUAUUGAAGUGGGCCGUAAACAUGGGGCCUUGCCCUGAAUGGCUGGAGAAUUCCAGUCAUGCUAUGGAAUGGUGUCUUUUCUUUCAAAACCUAAGGCUGGAGACACUUUUCUUUUUCCCUAGAGGAAAGGCAGUUUGAAAUGGAGAUCAUUGCUUAUGGCAGGUUCACUUACUUCAUUUUCACCUCACUUUUUUCCAAAACCUCAUUGAGCCAAAUGUGCCUGGGGAGCAAAAGAAAUAUACAUGCAGGAAGGGAAGUAAAGAUCAGGCCACUCUCUGCUCUAGUGUAGGGCAUUCUAUCUCUACUCAAGAAAGAUCAUGUGAGAACCAAUGCCUGGAAGACAGAAUAAUAAUAAAGGCAAUUUUGAGGCUGGCUUCAGGGCAGCUCUUACUACCUCGCAGCAUCCACAAAAGGAAAUGUGCUGACAGAGUGGCUGCAUACUUGUGGCUGUGUUCAUGCUUUAUGGGUCUCUUAAAUAUUGGCUUGUGUUCUUAUCUCCUGCUUAUGUUCUAUAUAGUCCACAUUUUCUCUUUCUUCCAGCUGUGGCUGGAAGAAGAGGAGGAGAGUUUCUGGGCCUGUAAUUAUGUUUCAGCGCCUUAGUAGGGGUUGCUCAGGCUUAUUGAUCCUUUUAGUGGCCCACCAAAUCUCUACCUGUUUCCCUUGCCAGCUGCCUCUGUUCCUCCCAAUGGUUGCCAUAGUUGAUCCCAUAAUACAUUCCAGAAUGUGUGGAUUUAACAACUG